This is a messenger RNA of Helianthus annuus (common sunflower), 717 nucleotides long. RefSeq lists its product as uncharacterized. NCBI's taxonomy places the organism in Eukaryota, Viridiplantae, Streptophyta, Magnoliopsida, Asterales, Asteraceae. The record is from RefSeq and is a predicted model, not a curated record. The transcript has 2 exons. Bases 1 to 717 code for a protein of 238 amino acids.
AUGGUUGAAUGGCUUUGUGCUGGGGAUUCGAAUACAUCCUACUUCCACAAUUCUGUGAAAAGCAGGAAUGCUAGGAACAAGAUUCAUUGUAUUCAUGAUGUGCAUGGUAAUCGGUUUGACGGUGAUGAUAUCCCUGCUGCUCUUUUGGACCAUUACUCAACGUUUUUGGGAACCGAUCAGCUUGUUCAAAAUUUUAAUGGUGAAGAUCUAUUUGUUAACACUUUAAACCAAGAUACGGCAGAUCAUAUGGUUAGACAAGUGACCCGAGCAGAGGUUAAAAAAGCCAUAUUUAGCAUUGGGGAAAAUAAGGCUCCUGGACCGGAUGGUUUCACUUCUGCAUUCUUUAAGCAUGCCUGGAUAUUGUGGGUGAUGAGCAAGAUUAUAACGGAUAGGAUUAAGGGAAGUUUGGAUAAAUUGGUCAACAUAAUUCAGUCGGCUUUUAUUCCGGGCAGGAAAAUUUCAAACAAUAUUCUUCUGACUCAGGAAUUAAUGCACAAUUAUCAUCUUAAUAGAGGGCCUCCUAGAUGUGCUUUCAAGAUUGAUAUUCAGAAGGUGUACGAUACAGUCAGCUGGCAGUUUCUUGAGUCUAGUUUGCACAAUUUUGGGUUCCAUUAUAAAAUGGUUAAUUGGAUUAUGACAUGUGUCACAAUGGUGUCAUACUCGCUUAGCAUAAAUGGGGAGCUUCAUGGUUAUUUUGCGGGUAAGCGUGGUCUUUGA